AUGAGAUCGGUGCCAUGGCUGGCCACCGUUCUUCUCUCGUUUAUUCUCUAUCAAACAGCUGAGGCUGGCUCGAAUUGCUCAGCAGCUGAUGCCACAAAGAAUUGCAUCGACGGGAUGAUGAUCCCAAUUUGGCGACCCUAUAUCGAUUUGUCAAUGUCCGAUCGUUUGAUACGAGGCGUCAUCUAUUUCUUCAUCAUCGCCUAUUGUUUCCUCGGGGUUUCCAUUGUGGCCGAUCGUUUCAUGUCUUCGAUUGAAGUGAUCACCAGUAUGGAACGAACAAUCAUGGUGAAACGGCCAGGCCUUCAGCCGAUGGAGGUGCACGUGCGAAUCUGGAAUGACACUGUCUCGAACCUCACGCUCAUGGCUCUCGGUUCAUCAGCUCCCGAGAUUCUUCUCUCCAUCAUUGAGGUUUGCGCAAAGGGAUUCGAGGCCGGUGACCUUGGACCGAACACGAUCGUCGGAUCAGCCGCUUUCAAUCUUUUCAUGAUCACCGCUAUUUGCGUCAUGGUGAUUCCAAAGGGAGAAGUGCGUCGCCAAAAGCAUUUAGACGUGUUCUUCGUCACUGCCACUUGGUCGAUUUUCGCCUACAUUUGGCUCUACAUGAUCCUCGCUUUCUUCAGUCCUGGUGAGAUCGAGAUUUGGGAGGGUUUGGUGACGUUCGCCUGUUUCCCGUUGACCGUUUUCACCGCUUGGAUCGCUGAUAUCAAGAUCAUUCAACAUCGUUUCUUGCCGCGCAAGUACCGCAGAGGAUCGCACGCGAUGGUGGCAACGGAGGGCGAGGAGAUGAAAAUGCUUGAGGCAUCCCCAGUCACAAAGGCAUACACAACAGACCACACACAGGAUAAUGUUGACCCAGCGGUGAAAGCUUUCGAAGAACAUCGACAAGAGUUCAUCGAACUGAUGAGAGAGAUCAGGAAGAAGAAUCCGCAUAUCACUCCAUUGGAGCUUCAGAAACAAGCCGAAUACGAAAUGAUCAGCCGAGGACCAAAAUCUAGAGCUUUCUAUCGAGUUCAGGCAACGCGUCGCCUCGUUGGUGGUGGUGAUAUUGUGAAGAAGCGAAUCGACAAAGAGCACAAUAAAGCCGUUGAUGCGGCCCAAGAAAAGCAUCUGAGAGACAACACAUGUAAAAUCUUCUUCGAUCCGGCUCACUACACCGUUCUCGAGAACGUCGGUACCUUUGAUGUGGUUGUUGGACGAGAUGGAGGACCCGAGGGUCUAACGGUGAUGGUCGACUAUUACACGGAAGAUGGAACGGCGAAUGCUGGAUCGGAUUAUGUGCCCGUGAAAGGAACCCUCACUUUCUACCCAGAAGACAGACAUCAGCGAAUCACCAUCGAGAUCGUCGAUGAUGAUGUUUUUGAGGAGGACGAGCAUUUCUAUCUUCACUUGAAGAAUCUCCGCGUCAGAACAAAGGAUGGGCUCAUCUUGGAUCCAUCGCGAAUCGGUGGUCUUCCCGUCGCUCAAUUAGAAAUGCCAGCUACAUCAACGAUCAUGAUUCUUGACGACGAUCACGCAGGAGUCUUCUCUUUUGAGCAUGAUCACUUCCAGGUGAUUGAAUCGUGUGGCCACUUGCAACUCCGCGUUCAACGUCACUCUGGUUGUCGUGGAAAAGUCGUCAUUCCGUUCAGAACGAUCGACGGAUCGGCUCGCGGAGAGAAAGAUUUUGAGUCGAAAGAGGGCGAGAUCGUCUUCGAGGACAAUCAAACAGAAUGUUUCAUCGAAUUGGGCAUUGUGGACACGGAACAAUACGAAAGAACAGACAAUUUCUUCAUCGAAUUGGGCGCACCAAUUUGGGCGAAAAAGAUGUCUGAUCUCUCGAAAGUGCAACAACGCUUCCAACGACGAAUGGAGAAAAAGAAGCGAGCCGCCUCGAGUGAUCCCUCAAUUCUUGGAGACGAUGAAACGAGUGAAUGCGCAGAAGAAGCCGCGACAAUGGGUUUGACCGAGGAUCAACUCCAAAUCGCUGAAUUGGGAAAACCGAGACUCGGCGAUCAUCAGAGAUGCCAAAUCACGAUCAAGGAAAGCAAGGAGUUUCAGGGAAUCGUCGAUCGAAUGAUCAAGAACGCGAACACGAAAUUGAUGCUGGGAACGUCGACGUGGAGGGAGCAAUUCAUGGAGGCGCUUUCGGUGGAAGGAGGAGACGAUGACGGUGAUGAUGAGGGGCCACCAAGCUGCUUCGACUAUUUCAUGCAUUUUCUCACCGUUCCCUGGAAACUCAUGUUUGCCACGAUCCCACCGACCGAUUAUUGGGGUGGCUGGGCGUGCUUUGUCGUCUCGAUUUUGAUGAUCGGUGUGUUGACGGCGUUGAUCGGUGAUUUGGCCUCACAAUUCGGUUGCUGGGUUGGCUUGAAAGAUGCCGUGACGGCGAUCUCCUUUGUCGCUCUCGGAACAUCGGUGCCUGACACAUUUGCUUCAAAAGUGGCGGCCGUGCAGGACAAGUACGCGGACAAUUCGAUCGGAAAUGUGACCGGAUCAAACGGAGUGAACGUCUUCUUGGGAAUCGGUGUCGCCUGGUCGAUGGCCGCCAUCUAUCACGCGAUCAAGGGAUCAACCUUCAACGUUGAUCCGGGAAAUCUCGGUUUCUCGGUGGCGCUGUUCUGCUGUGAAGCGUUGGUUUGUAUCUUCAUCAUCGUGCUCAGAAGGAAUAAAUACGUCGGCGGAGAGCUGGGAGGACCUUUCCCGUUCAGAGUUCUCACCUCGGGUUUCUUCUGUUUCCUCUGGCUUUUCUACUUGCUCAUGUCGGCUCUCGAGGCUUACUGUGUGAUUUCUGGAUUC
Molecule: messenger RNA, 2775 nt
Organism: Mesorhabditis belari
Lineage: Eukaryota; Metazoa; Nematoda; Chromadorea; Rhabditida; Rhabditidae
Source: the annotation of a GenBank genome assembly